GAUGCUGCUCUGGGUGUUCUUCCUCGUGACACUCACCCUCAGCAGCGGCUCCCACGGCUCCCCGCCCUCCCAGCCCCUCAGGAUGCCAAGGUACGCAGACGCCAUCUUCACCAACAGCUACCGGAAGGUGCUGGCCCAGCUGUCUGCCCGCAAGCUUCUCCAGGACAUCAUGAGCAGGCAGCAGGGAGAGAGAAACCAAGAGCAAGGAGCAAAGGUACGGCUUGGCCGUCAGGUGGACAGCAUGUGGGCAGACCAAAAGCAGAUGGCAUUGGAGAACAUCCUGGUGACCCUGCUGCAGGAGAACAGGAAUUCCCAAGGAUGAAGGUUCUGCGUAUGUUUCCUGCUCCCUGCAGCUGAGACACAACAGCAUCCGAUUAAUCCUAUUUAAUUUCUGACCUACCUUUUCCUUUAUAAAUACAAUAAAAUUCCCCCAUACUGGUCUGCAUUUCCAUUUUUCUUUUAUCUUCAACCUAAUUUUUCAUGUUUUACCUAGUUACAUUUCCCAAAGUGGUAUUACAAGAU
Orcinus orca (killer whale) is the source of this 522-nucleotide messenger RNA. It is a transcript of the gene GHRH, whose product is annotated as growth hormone releasing hormone. The transcript has 4 exons. Gene Ontology annotation, molecular function: peptide hormone receptor binding; growth hormone-releasing hormone activity; neuropeptide hormone activity. Lineage: Eukaryota; Metazoa; Chordata; Mammalia; Artiodactyla; Delphinidae. The record is from RefSeq and is a predicted model, not a curated record. Gene Ontology annotation, biological process: adenylate cyclase-activating G protein-coupled receptor signaling pathway; positive regulation of growth hormone secretion; positive regulation of cell population proliferation. The coding region runs from base 2 to 322 and encodes 106 amino acids. Gene Ontology annotation, cellular component: terminal bouton; perikaryon; extracellular region.